Messenger RNA from Clonostachys rhizophaga, 1182 nucleotides. The record is from the annotation of a GenBank genome assembly. Lineage: Eukaryota; Fungi; Ascomycota; Sordariomycetes; Hypocreales; Bionectriaceae.
AUGGCCACCGCCUCAUACACCACGUCCGUCUCCAAAAUUCCAGGUCGCAGCUCCAUUCCCGAAGAUGCAGCCUCCAACCCCCACCACAUUGUCAAGGGAAAGAACCGAGUCGUCACAGGCUUCAAAAACCCAUACCCAUCAUACAAGGACCCCGACGUUCUCAAGCAUGUUAUAUGGGCACGACUUACGGGAAACCUGAAAUUCCCCGAUACCACCCCUCCUACUGUACCCGUCGUCAAGCCCAAUUGGCUUCCCAAUCGCGAAGCCGGCCAAGCCGAGAACAAGAUCCGAGCCACCUGGCUGGGCCACGCCUGCUACUACGUCGAGUUCCCAUCUGGCGUGCGCGUGCUCUUCGAUCCCGUAUUCGAGCCUUGCUGCUCUCCCUGGCCUGCUUCCUUGAUCGGUCCUCGAAGAUAUACCGAGCCUCCUUGCCAGCUCAAGGACAUCCCCGUUAUCGACGCCGUCGUCAUUAGCCACAGCCAUUACGAUCAUCUUUCCCACCCCUCAGUCGUCGAGAUCCAAAAAUACCAUCCCAAGGUGCAGUUCUUUGUCGGACUCGGGCUCGAAAAGUGGUUCCGAAGGUCGGGCAUCGACAAUGUGACGGAGCUAGAUUGGUGGGAAGACGCCGAUCUAACCAUUACCGUGAAAGACGGAGAGGAAGACAAGGAAAAGACAAUAACAGCACGUGUGUCUUGCCUCCCAUGCCAACACACAUCUGCUCGUAGCCCAUUCGACAAGGAUACCACCUUGUGGUGCUCCUGGGCUGUCCGCACCGGGGAGAAGAGCGUCUGGUUCGGCGGCGAUACAGGCUACCGCGCUGUUCCCUUUGUGCCCGAGGGCGUUGACGACUAUGGGCCAGAGUUUGCCUCCUUGCCCCGUUGCCCACAGUUCAAGCAGAUUGGAGAUAUGCGAGGCCCGUUUGACCUGGGCCUCAUUCCCAUUGGCGCUUACCACCCCCGUGCUGCCUUUUCAGGCAUGCAUGCCAACCCCUUUGACUCAGUCGAGAUCUUCCGUGACACACAAUGCAAACGCGCCAUGGGUAUUCAUUGGGGCACUUGGGCGCUGACCAGUGAAGAUGUACUGGAGCCACCCAGGCUCUUGAAAGAGGCGUUGAAGCGCAGAGAGAUUGCUGAAGAGGGUGUUUUCGACGUCUGUGAUAUUGGCGAAAGCAGAGAGUUUUAG